GCCCUCCUAAUGUAAUCAAUUCAAUUGAUAAAACAAAUUUAUUCAGACUUUUAUUGUUUUAUCUCUGAAAAAGCUACAAGUGUCUAGAACUUAAAAUAGAAUAAUAAAUAGUGUAGUUUAUAAUUUUCUAGUCUUGAAUUUACAGUACAUCAAGCCAAAAUAUAUUAAAACAUGAAAGUAACUUCACAGGUUUGGAUAUAUUUUAUACUUAUUUUUGGAGUGUGUUUUAAAGAAAAUUCUGCCAAAUGGGUUUGGAAUUGUACAGAACCUGACUAUGCAUGCGAAAGAACAUUUACUAUAGAACAAACGUCUACACUAUACUCUUCUGUAGAACUUUGCAGACUGGUUUGUGGAUCAGAUGGCAUCAUCUGGCCUCUACCCUACAGUUACAGUGUGAUUGAUAAAAGUCUAGUUACAGUGAACAUCAGCACUGCAUGGUUCAACACUAAAGCCUCUGAUGAACCCACCUAUACCUUCCUAGAAGAUUUGAUAACAUAUUUCACCAAUACCUCUUCAUACAUUGAUUUUUGUACCAAACAAACAUACACAGUCCAAAUAAACUUAGAAGCAAAGUCUAGUUCUUUGGUUCUAAACUGGGAUACAGACGAAUCAUACGAAUUAGUUACAUACACUGAUGAUCAAACCAAUCAGGUGACUAUAAACAUAACAGCAGAAACGGUUUUUGGUGUGAGACAUGGUCUGGAAAGUUUGUUACAAUUGAUUGUGCCUGAUGAUUUGUGUUAUGUCAUGUUGAAGUCAGUUCAGAUCAAGGACAAGCCAUUUUACAAACAUAGAGGGUUGUUAUUGGAUUCUGGUCGAAACUAUUUAUCUGUAGACAUCAUUAAGAAAAAUAUUAUUGCUAUGGCGUCAUCGAAAAUGAACGUACUCCACUGGCACUUGAGUGAUUCCCAGAGCUUUCCAUUUGUGUCAUCCAGAGAACCAAAUAUGUCCAGGUAUGGAGCGUAUAGUGACAGGGAGGUCUACAACCCUACGGAUGUAGCAGAUUUAAUAAAAUUUGCCAAAAUUAGAGGUGUACGAAUUAUUCCAGAAAUUGAUGGUCCUGCCCAUGUGGGCAGUGGAUGGCAAUGGAGUGCAGAGUCGGGCUUAGGGAAUUUGGUUGUUUGUCAAAAUCAACAACCAUAUAGAUCAUAUUGUAUACAACCUCCCUGUGGACAAUUAAACCCAGCCAAUCCUUGGAUAUACGAGGUUUUAAGGAAUAUUUACAAUGAUAUAACUGAUUUAUGGGAGGGUAUUGAUGCUUUUCACAUGGGUGGUGACGAGGUUUAUAUACCUUGUUGGAACUCUAGCGAGGAGAUAUUACAAUACAUCGGAACUAAAAAUCGUUCGGAGGAAGUGUUUUUGAACUUGUGGGCUGAAUUUCAGUCAAAAGCAACCCAAGCUUUCGAUACAGCCAAAGGAAAUAACGGUACUUCUUUAAUCGUCUGGACCAGUUCACUUACUGAUCCAGCUAUUAUAGAAAACAAUUUACCCAAAGAUAGAUACGUCAUUCAGACUUGGGUACCAUCUACCAACACUGUUCCCCAGGAACUCAUCGAUCUAGGGUACAAAAUAAUCGUCUCUACCAAGGAUAAAUGGUACCUAGACCAUGGUUUCUGGGGCAGUACUUCUUACUAUACUUGGAGGCAAGUCUACGAUAACCAAAUACUCUCUGGUGAUGCUGUUUUAGGUGGUGAAAUAUGUAUGUGGGGUGAAUUAGUGAAUGACAACAAUGUAGAGCCUAGAGUGUGGCCUAGAGCAGCAGCUGCAGCUGAAAGACUAUGGUCUAAUCCUCAGACAAGUUCAGAAACAGCUGAUGGAAGAUUUUUUAUCCAUUAUGACAGAUUAAAUAAAAGAGGAAUCAGAACGUCAGCUGUUAUUCCGAAAUUCUGCGCUCAAAAUGUCAACGACUGCGCUGGAUACUUGACAUUUUAAAAAUUUAGUAAUUGUAUAAAUUUUCAAACAUUUUAAAUAGAUAAAUAAAAUAUUGUACAAAAAAACUAAA
Molecule: messenger RNA, 2002 nt
Organism: Sitophilus oryzae (rice weevil)
Lineage: Eukaryota; Metazoa; Arthropoda; Insecta; Coleoptera; Curculionidae
Gene: Hexo2
Product: chitooligosaccharidolytic beta-N-acetylglucosaminidase
Exons: 11
Coding region: 172-1932 (586 amino acids)
Biological process (GO): ganglioside catabolic process; glycosaminoglycan metabolic process; carbohydrate metabolic process
Cellular component (GO): membrane
Molecular function (GO): beta-N-acetylhexosaminidase activity
Source: RefSeq, a predicted model, not a curated record